GACACGACGUCACGGAGAGGGGGGAGAAACGCUCUUUUUUUUUUUUUUUUCUCUUCUCAUUCCAGGGAGUGAGAGAGUGCAUUCGAAAGCAGGAGAGAGCGAAGGAGAAAGAGGCAGAGGCAGAGCGAUCUCUCUUCAGUGAACAAGCCUUCUUACCAGCUGCCCAUGGUCCCCCCCCUACACCUUCCCUGGACUUUCGUCACCAACUUCUUUUUGAAAACAUUUAAGGAUUAUUGGGAAAUGUGCAGAAAAAAACCUGCAGCCAUCACUGUGUGUGAGUACACAGAGACAGAACAUGGAGCUACUUAAGCAAAGAAAUGCGCUAAUGACCGCAGUGUAAGUAAUUUCAGCUGGACACGGCACUGAAAUCAAGCGGACAAAGCUUACUGAGGGGAAAGGCAGACGGACAACGUUAACAUGUGUGAGCAGUCCUCUAUGGAGACACGGGCAUUUAGUGGUAGCAUCAAGUGGAGGUAUCCAAGGACAAGCAUCUGUGGAUAAAGCGAAAGGGAGCGUUUUCUAUUGGAGCUGAACUGGAUUGAUACUCUUUGCCUAAUGCUCUGAGGCCCUGCCGAGCCAUUACACUACUCCUCGGAUGCUCCUCUGUGGAUUUAUUAGGGGCCAUUUUGGCAUUCAUCACUUGUUUUCUCACAAAUGAAAAAAGAGAAGGCUUUGCUUCUCUUGGGAAUAUAAGAAUUUAAGUGAAACAAAAUCUAUUUUGUCAUUGAAAAAAUUGGACGUGUAAAACCCUUGAGGUAGGUGUCAAGCCUUUCCAACCCUUUUUAUACAUACAAUAUAUAAACCCUAUUUUAUUUGAUUAAUUACUCCUUGGCUUUUCACUCCCCUAUUUUCUCUAGUACUUGUCACUGAAACGUUUAGCCUCCGGUUCAGUAAAUGGAAAAACAAUCUAGAGUGUUGUUUAACCCAGGGUAGGGCUUCAUUAGUCAGAAGUAAACCCCUCCCCUUCCCCCGCUUACUACUCCCCUCUCCCCAACCACCAUCAUCACCUCCCCCCCCCCCCAGAUGAUGCUGAAUUAUGAAUGUGCCACAUCAUGAAUCUCCUGGGGCGGGUAGCUGUGCGUCGAGCCAGGAAAGCCGCCCUGCUCUGUGUCCUGUUCCUUAUGGUUCAAGUGUGCGUGGAGGUGGCGGCCGCGGCAGGGCCCCAGGGCUGCCCAACUGAUUGCUCCUGCAAUAACCAGCUGAGCAAGGUGGUGUGCACCAGACGUGGGCUCACUCGUGUGCCAACGGGUAUCCCCACCAACACCCGGCACCUAAACCUGAUGGAAAACUCCAUUGAGUCUGUGCAGGCCGACUCAUUCCGUAACCUUCAUCAUCUGGAGGUGUUGCAGUUGGGCCGCAAUGCCAUUAGACAGAUCGAAGUGGGUGCCUUUAGUGGGCUAACCAAUCUCAAUACACUGGAACUUUUUGAUAACAGGCUGACAGUGGUGCCAAGUGGGGCAUUUGAAUAUCUGUCCAAGCUACGGGAGCUGUGGCUUAGAAAUAACCCUAUUGAAAGUAUCCCAUCUUAUGCAUUCAACCGAGUGCCCUCCCUAAUGCGACUAGAUCUGGGUGAACUGAGGAAACUGGAGUAUAUCUCUGAUGGAGCUUUUGAAGGACUAGCCAACCUAAAGUACCUCAACCUGGGGAUGUGCAACAUUCAAGGGGAUAUGCCCAACCUGAGCCCUCUUGUUGGGCUGGAGGAACUGGAGAUCUCAGAGAACCUCUUUCCUGAGAUGAAACCAGGCUCAUUCAGAGGACUGAAAUCACUCAAAAAGUUAUGGAUCAUGAACUCUCAAAUAGGGCUUAUUGAGCGAAAUGCAUUUGAUGACCUGUCCUCGUUGGUGGAGCUGAACCUGGCCCACAACAACCUUAGCUCACUACCCCAUGACCUCUUUACUUCAUUGAAAUACCUGUUGGAAAUUCAUCUCCACCACAACCCUUGGAACUGCGGCUGUGACUCACUUUGGCUAGCACGCUGGCUACGGGAGUACAUACCCACCAAUUCAUCGUGCUGUGGGCGCUGUCACUCCCCUGCACACAUGAGAGGCCGGCAGUUGGUUGAGCUGGACCGGGGUGACACAGGGGCAAUACAGUGCUCUGCCCCUUUUAUAGCAGAUGCCCCAAGAGACCUGAACAUUUCUGCUGAACGUGUGGCAGAGCUUCGAUGCCGAACAGCAGCAAUGUCUGCCGUGCGAUGGCUCCUACCAAAUGGGACUAUUCUGACUCAUGCAUCAAGUCACCCACGGAUAACAGUGCUAAAUGAUGGGACUUUAAACUUUUCAAACAUGCUAGCAGGUGACACGGGCAUGUAUACCUGCAUGGUGUCCAAUGCAGCUGGAAAUUCCAAUGCAUCUGCCUACCUAAAUGUGAGUGCGGCUGAACUAAACACGUCCAACCUCAGCUACUUUACCACAGUUACAGUGGAGGUGCUGAGUCCCACAUCUGAAAUGCCCAAACCCAAAACCACCACAGCCACACCAGGCACAAGCAUCACUACCACAGCCUCACCAUCAGUCUUUCAGCCAGUUUUUAUCUCAACACCUACAGUCCUUCUCCAGAGCACUGAUACUCCACCAAGCCGUCCAUCUGUUGUACCUGGCUCGAAAAUGACAACAGGAAAUCCGCCCAACCCAGCCAGUACUAGUCUGGAUGAGGUGAUGAAGACAACAAAGAUAAUCAUUGGUUGUUUUGUGGCAGUCACCCUGCUAGCAGCAAUCAUGUUAAUAGUAUUUUAUAAACUGCGAAAACGGCAUCAGCAGAGGAGCACGGUGGCUGCAGCCAGAACUGUGGAGAUUAUUCCAGUAGAAGAAGAAAUACCACCACCAGCUUCUGCUGCCAAUAUGGCAGGGGAGGGUACGCUCACCCUACCAGAAAUAAGGGAUCAUAACAGUAUUUACAAACAGGAUUACAACCUCCACAAAUCUGACUACAGCUACAAACCAAAACCAGAAUACAGCACCCAUAAACCCAAGCAAGAUUUUAGCAUCCACAAGCCCAAACCAGACUACAACACAUACAAACCUAAAGCGGAUUAUAUAUACCAACCAACUCUGGAAUACAGCUCUAACAAAAUGACAGACUUUUCACACAAGUCAUUGCCUGAUUACCAUUUACACAAAAAAUCCGAGCAGAGCCCCUACAAACCAGGAUAUAAUACUCACAAACCUGACAACAAAUCUCAUACUCCAAAACCGGACUUCAGCCCAUUCAAACCAGACUACGGUGUUCCAAAAUCCAAAACUGACUACAGUAUGCACAAGCCCCAAACCGAUUACAGCCCCUUCAAGACAGACUGUAGCCUUUUCAGAACAGACUACAGUUCAUUCAAGGCAGAGUACAGCCCUCUCAAAGCAGAAUAUGUCAGCUGCAAAAUGGAUUACAGUCCUCACAAGGUGGACUUCAGCCCACAUAAGCUUGACUACAGUACUAUGAAGCCCAAAUACAAGACUUACAAGCCACCAGGCCAUGGAGCCAAAUGGACAGAAAGCAACAUUGGAAAUUCUCUGCCUCGAACCUUGCCAAGUGCUAUCACAGCUACUCCUGAGGCUCUUGUCAUAAAAACUCACACCAAGGAUAAAGUACAAGAGACUCAGAUCUAGUCUGCCCCCCAACAAACCACAACCUCAGCCAAAUCAACCCUCUAAGCCCUCCCUGCCCCGUACUGAAAACAUGCAAUAGAAUGCACAAAAAGAAAAAAAGACAGGAACUACUUUUUUUUUGUACAGAGUGCAAAUUCUAAAGACUGAUUCUUGUUGUACAUGCUUAUAAAUAUAUCUGGAAAACCUGAAAAUACCAUGGGCUGGUAAUAGAGAAGAAAAUUAUAUUAAAAAAAAUUCAUUGAAACUAUUUUCUAACUUAUAACUCCUAUUUAAAAAGAUGAGUUGUUUUAAGAUGCUGUAUUGAAUUUAAGAAAUGAGGGUAGUCUUGUUUAAAAAGGGCAUUCUGUGUGAUUUCUAAACAAUAUUACAGAGAAUGCAGUGAAAAUACAAAAAACAAAAAAAAAAACAUUUAUACUGAGAAGUCUUUCUUUAAAAACAAGAGAGAAAAAAGGUCAAUGUUGAUCUUUACAGGUUUAUCUUGUGAAAGCACCAUGAAUUUGUACUGUGCCAAAUGUUACAAAUGCAA
Molecule: messenger RNA, 4125 nt
Organism: Xyrauchen texanus (razorback sucker)
Lineage: Eukaryota; Metazoa; Chordata; Actinopteri; Cypriniformes; Catostomidae
Product: leucine-rich repeat-containing protein 4-like
Exons: 2
Coding region: 1041-3599 (852 amino acids)
Biological process (GO): postsynaptic density protein 95 clustering; modulation of chemical synaptic transmission; excitatory synapse assembly
Cellular component (GO): plasma membrane; glutamatergic synapse; postsynaptic density membrane
Molecular function (GO): protein binding
Source: RefSeq, a predicted model, not a curated record